This is a messenger RNA of Lolium rigidum, 1053 nucleotides long. Its product is annotated as E3 ubiquitin-protein ligase AIRP2-like. The transcript is spliced from 5 exons. The coding region runs from base 49 to 777 and encodes 242 amino acids. The record is from RefSeq and is a predicted model, not a curated record. Lineage: Eukaryota; Viridiplantae; Streptophyta; Magnoliopsida; Poales; Poaceae. Gene Ontology annotation, biological process: protein ubiquitination. Gene Ontology annotation, molecular function: ubiquitin protein ligase activity.
GAUUUCCCGACCUCCGGGGUUGGAUGAGAAGCGCGGCGGCGGAGGAGGAUGCGGAAGGCGUACAGGGACUCCCUCAAGGUGCUCGAAGCUGACAUCCAGCACGCCAACACCCUGGCGACUGAAUUUCCCCGGGAGUACGAUGGCGCCUGCCUGCAGAUGCGGCUCUCUUUUAGCCCCGCCGCUCACAUAUUCCUCUUCCUCGUGCAGUGGACUGACUGCAGCCUCGCGGGGGCUCUCGGUCUGCUCAGGAUACUCAUUUACAAGGUCUAUGUCGAUGGCACAACCACCAUGUCGACCCAUGAGAGGAAAGCCAGCAUCAAAGAAUUCUACGCUGUCAUAUUCCCGUCCCUGCUGCAACUGCAGAGAGGGAUCACCGACAUGGAGGACAAGAAGCAGAAGGCCGUGUGCAUGGAGAGGUACACAAGGAGAGACGGAGACGAAACCAGCAGCGUAUCCGAGGCCGAUGCCGAGAGGGAAGACGAAUGCGGGAUCUGCAUGGAGAUGAACAGCAAAGUCGUGCUGCCCAACUGCACGCACGCUAUGUGCCUCAGAUGCUAUCAGGACUGGAACUCAAGAUCACAGUCCUGUCCAUUCUGCCGGGACAACCUGAAGAAGACUGACCCUGGUGACUUGUGGAUCUACGUCGAGGAGCAAGACGUGGUCGACAUGGAGACGGUGUCCAGAGAGAACCUCAGAAGGCUGUUCAUGUACAUAAACAAGCUGCCUCUGAUUGUGCCUGAUGUCAUCUUCAGUGUUUAUGAUUCCCACAUAAAAUGAAUGGCACUUGUCUGCUUAUCAAGGUCCUCAGCCAAGUGCCCUGUUCAUUAAUCUAUGCCCGAAGCCCUCUGAUUCCAUGCUUAUACUGAAGCUCUUCGAAAUGCCUGGACUGUCGCGUUUAUAGUCGCAAGCCUUCUGUUUGCUUUUUUAGAUCUUAUUUAGUGCAUGCUUUCAUGCUUAAGUUAAGCACAUCCAGCCAGUUUGUAUAUAUCUGACAUUGGUUCUGUUAAUAGAGAACUUGAGCUUGCCCCGAAUGGAGGCGGUGCUGUUUGCUUU